Molecule: messenger RNA, 14297 nt
Organism: Myodes glareolus (Bank vole)
Lineage: Eukaryota; Metazoa; Chordata; Mammalia; Rodentia; Cricetidae
Source: RefSeq, a predicted model, not a curated record
CUGCGGGGCUCGCGGCGGGGUUGAGUGACCCGGCGGCCGUGGCGCCGCGGCUGGAGGCGGCCGGGAGCCGGUAAAGCCGAGCUGUCUCGAGGGAGGAGCAGCGCGGGGUCGUGCCGCGGUGCCGUCCGCGGCUGAGGAAAAUGGUAUUCGAGUCCUUGGUCGUGGACGUGUUGAACCGGUUCCUGGGCGACUAUGUGGUGAACCUGGACAAGUCUCAGCUCUCUCUGGGCAUUUGGAAAGGAGCCGUGGUCCUCAAGAACCUUGAAAUUAAAGAAAAUGCAUUGAGUGAACUGGAUGUACCAUUCAAAGUUAAGGUUGGUCAUAUAGGUAGUCUUACACUUAAAAUUCCAUGGAAAAAGCUUUAUACUCAACCAGUUGAAGCUGUUUUGGAAGAAAUCUAUUUACUCAUAGUGCCUUCUUCUAGAAUAAAAUAUGAUCCUAUCAAAGAAGAAAAGCAACUCAUGGAAGCAAAGCAGCAGGAACUAAAAAGAAUAGAAGAAGCAAAGCAGAAAGUAGUUGAUCAAGAAAAUCCUCCGGAGGAGAAACAGGACUCUUUUUCAGAAAAAUUAAUUACUCAAAUCAUAAAAAAUCUUCAAGUGAAAAUUUCCAAUAUCCAUGUUCGUUAUGAAGAUGAUAUCACAAAUCAAGACAAACCACUCUCAUUUGGUAUUUCCCUUCAAAAUCUCAGCAUGCAGACAACUGAUCAAAAUUGGAUUCCAUGUUUACAUGAUGAAACUGAAAAACUAGUUCGUAAGCUAAUCCGAUUAGAUAAUCUCUUUGCUUACUGGAAUGUGAAGUCUCAGAUGUAUUAUCUGAAUGAUUAUGAUGAAUCAUUGGUAGCCUUGAAAAAUGGUAUUGUCAAUGGAAAUAUUGUUCCAGAUGGUUAUGACUUUGUUUUUCGACCUAUAUCUGCUAAUGCCAAGCUUCAGAUGAACCGGCGAUCAGAUUUUGACUUUUCUGACCCCAAAAUAAACCUGGAUGUUGAGCUACAUACCAUAGUGAUUGAGUUUAAUAAACCACAGUAUUUCAGCCUCAUGGAGCUCCUCGAGUCCAUUGACAUGAUGACACAAAACCAGCCCUACAGAAAGUUCAAGCCCAGCGUGCCUCUUCACUACCAUGCCAAAGAAUGGUGGGCUUAUGCUAUACAUGGUAUUCUUGAAGUAAAUGUUUGUCCUCGUUUACGGAUGUGGUCUUGGAAGCAUAUUAGAGACCAUAGACAAAAAAUGAAACAAUAUAGAGAAUUUUAUAAGAAAAAGUUAACAAGUAAGAAGCCAUCUCCUGAAAUUCUCAUGUCUUUGGAGGAGUUGGAGAAAACCUUGGAUGUUUUUAAUAUAACCAUAGCUAGACAACAGGCAGAAGUUGAGGUAAAGAAAGCUGGAUACAAGAUUUACAAAGAAGGAGUAAAAGAUCCAGAGGAUAAUGCAGGAUGGUUUAGCUGGCUGUGGACUUGGUCAGAAUCAAAUGAUAAACAACAACUAGAAGUUAAACCUGGAAUUCUUGAAGAAAUGUUGACACCUGAAGAAAAAGUUUUGCUUUAUGAAGCAAUUGGUUAUAGUGAAACAGCAGUUGAUCCAACCUUGCCAAAAACAUUUGAAGCCUUGAAGCUUUUUGUUCACUUGAAAAGUAUGUCUGUUAUUCUAAGAGAAAAUCACCAAAAACCGGAGCUGGUAAACAUUAUAGUAGAAGGACUUAGUACUUCGAUUGUGCAAAGGCCAGGAGCACAAGCCAUAAAAUUUGAAACCAGAAUUGAUUCAUUUCAUAUUACUGGCCUUCCAGAUAAUUCAAGAAAACCCCAUCUACUGUCUUCAUUGGAUGAUAUGUCACUCUUCCAGAUUACAUUUGAGACGAACCCUUUAGAUGAAACUGUUGCUCAGAGGUGUAUCAUAGAGGCUGAGCCUUUAGAGAUAAUAUACGAUGCAAGGACAGUCAAUAGUAUAGUGGAGUUCUUCAGACCUCCAAAAGACGUCCGCCUAGCACAACUUACUUCAGCAACUUUGACAAAACUUGAAGAAUUUCGAGAUAAAACAGCAACAGGUUUGCUGUAUAUUAUUGAAACACAGAAAGUUCUUGAUCUCAGAAUUAAUGUGAAGGCUUCAUAUGUUAUUGUCCCACAGUAUGGAAUUUUUAGACCCACAUCAAAUCUUCUUCUUUUGGAUCUUGGUCAUUUAAAGGUAACAAGUAAAAGUCGAUCAGGAUUACCAGAAAUGAAACCAAGUAACACUAGUCUUGAAGAGAUAAUGCUCAGAGCUUAUGAUUCCUUUGAUAUUCAGCUUACCAGCAUACAGUUGCUUUACAGCAGAGUGGGUGAUAACUGGAAAGAAGCACGAAAGCUCAAUGUAUCGACCCAGCAUAUUUUGACACCUAUGCACGUCAAUGUAGAACUCUCUAAAGCCAUGGUUUUCAUGGAUAUCAAGAUGCCCAAAUUCAAGAUUUCUGGAAAAUUACCUCUUAUUUCAUUACGAAUCUCGGAUAAAAAACUACAAGGGAUUAUGGAAUUGUUUGACAGCAUUCCAAAACCUGAACCCAUAACUGAUCUGUCUGCCUCUGCCAAAUCAUUCCAGAUUCAAGCAUCUACUUCUUUGCCAGCAUCACAGAUUUCUCAGAAGUUAAUUCCUUUAUUGGAACAGACUUCUGUCCCCGAAGAUGAUUCAGAGGAAGAAUUUUUUGAUGCACCAUGUAGUCCCUUGGAAGAUUAUUCUCAAAUCCUAUCUAGAGUUAGAAGUACUCGACCCAAAAAAUCACAAAAGAAAGAGUCUUCAGUGAAUUUAAUUCAACUUAGGAUGCGAUUUGAAGUAGCAGAGGUUUUAAUUCAGUUUUAUCACCUUGUGGGAGACUGUGAACUACCCGUGCUAGAAAUGGGUGUUUUAGGAUUGGGUACUGAAGUUGAGAUUAGAACAUUUGAUUUGAAAGCAAAUGCCUUUUUGAAAGAGUUCUGGUUAAAAUGUCCAGAAUACUUAGAUGAAAACAAGAAACCAAUUUAUUUGAUCACCACCCUGGAUAACACAAUGGAAGAUUUGUUAACGUUGGAAUUUGUGAGGGUUGAAAAAAAUGCACCUAGUUUAAAAAGUACUUAUAACAAUGUUUUGCAACUUAUUAAGGUCAAUUUUUCCUCUUUGGAUAUUCAUUUACACACUGAAGCACUUCUCAAUACAAUGAAUUAUCUUAAUAAUACCCUUCCGCAAUUAGGGGAACAAUCUGCCCCAGUGCCUGUUGCAGAGACUGAAGACAAAGGAGAUCUCAUUAAAAUGCUUGCUUUAAAGCUACCCACAAAUGAAGAUACUAUUACCUUGCAACUUUUGGCUGAAUUGUCUUGUUUACGGAUUUUUAUUCAAGAUCAGAAACAAAAAAUUUCUGAAAUUAAGAUUGAAGGGCUUGAUUCUGAGAUGAUUAUGAAGCCAUUAGUCACUGAAAUAAAUGCAAAACUAAGGAAUAUAAUUGUGUUAGAUUCUGAUAAAAUGGCUGUAUACAAAAAGGGUACAUUACUUCAAAAAUUGACUGUAAUAUUUUGGAUUCUUCUCAUCAAGGCUGUUUAUAUUACUGGAAAAGAAGUUUUCAGCUUCAAAAUGAUUUCUUACAUGAAUGCAACUGCUGGCUCUGCAUACACAGAUAUGGAUGUGGUUGAUGUUCAAGUUAAUUUAACUGUUGGUUGCAUUGAAGUCGUGUUUGUCACAAAAUUCCUAUAUUCUAUAUUGGCUUUUAUAGAUAAUUUUCAAGCAGUUAAAAAUGCCUUGGCUGAAGCCACUGCUCAAGCAGCAGGAAUGGCUGCGGAUGGUGUAAUGGAACUGGCUCGAAGGAGUUCUAGGUUCGCAUUGGAUGUCAACAUAAAAGCCCCUAUUGUGGUCAUCCCUCAGUCUCCAGUGUCUCACAAUGUUUUUGUUGCUGAUUUUGGCUUAAUUACAAUGAAAAAUACAUUUGUUAUUGUGACAGAAACCCAGAGUAAUCUCCCACCUGUAAUUGAUUUGAUAACAAUAAAAUUGAGUGAAAUGAGACUAUACAGGUCUCAGUUUAUGAAUACUGCAUACCAGGAAGUGCUUGACCUGCUACUACCUUUGAACCUGGAAGUGAUUGUUGAACGAAACUUAUCCUGGGAGUGGUACAAGGAAGUUCCUUGUUUAAAUGUAAAAGCUCAGCUAAAACCCAUGGAGUUCAUUCUUAGUCAAGAAGAUUUAACAACCAUCUUUCAAACACUGUAUGGCAAUAUAUGGUAUGGACGAGAUGUUUAUGUCCCAUCUUCUGUAAGUAAAGACAGCGAAAUCAUGACUAGUGGAGCCAACCAUGUUUCCAACCAUUCAGGAGGUACCAUGGUGACAGCUGCUGUGGUGGAGGUCCACCCCCAGGCCUCUCAGGUUAACACGACUCUGAACGUUAGUUUCAGGACUGAUUACCUCACCAUGGCACUUUACAGUCCAGGGCCUGAAGAGGCCUUCUUUACAGAUGUUCGUGAUCCUUCUCUGAAACUUGCUGAAUUUAAAUUGGAGAAUAUUAUAAGUAGUUUAAAACUGUAUACAGAUGGCUCUACAUUCUCUUCAUUCUCAUUAAAAAACUGUAUUUUAGAUGAUAAAAGGCCUCAUGUCAUGAAAGCCACGCCUAGAAUGAUAGGACUGACCCUUGGAUUUGACAAAAAGGACAUGGUAGACGUAAAGUACAGAAGAGUCAGAGACACUUUUGUGACUGACGCAGUUGUGCAAGAGAUGUAUGUUUGUGCAAGUGUGGAGUUUCUGAUGACUGUUGCACAUGUCUUUUUUGAUGCCUACAUGACUACUAUGGCUUCAGAAACCAGUGUUCAAACAUGGACUACUAAAGAAGAACCUGCACAGGAUUUAGGGAAGUGGGAAAUAAAUAUUCUAAUAAAAAACCCUGAGAUUGUUUUUGUGGCUGACAUGACAAGGAAUGAUGCUCCUGCGUUAGUCAUUACAACACAGUGUGAAAUUUGCUGUAAAGGUGACCCUGAAAGCAAUACAGUGACCGCUGCCAUUAAAGAUCUCCAAGUCAGAGCAUGCCCAUUUCUUCCAGCCAAGAGAAAGGGCAAAAUCACCACUGUUUUACAGCCUUGUGACUUGUUUUAUCAGGCUACUCAGAUAGGAACAGAUCCACAAAUGAUUGACAUAUCAGUAAAAUCUCUUACACUAAAGGUUUCACCUGUUAUCAUAAAUACCAUAAUAACUAUUACUUCAGCCCUUUAUACAACUAAGGAAACCAUCCCAGAAGAAAACACCUCUUCUGUAGCACAUUUAUGGGACAAGAUUGAUACUAAGAAUCUGAAAAUGUGGUUUCUUGAAGAAUCCAAUGAAACAGAAAAAGUAGUUCCAUCAAACGAAUUGAUGCCAGGAGGAGAGACACUGAACUUGAAUAUUGAUUCUAUUUUUAUAGUUCUUGAAGCUGGAAUUGGUCAUAGAACAGUGCCGAUGCUGUUGGCAAAGUCACGCUUUUUGGGGGAAAGCCAAAACUGGAGUACUUUAAUAAAUCUCCACUGUCAGCUUGAGCUGGAAAUUCACUACUAUAAUGAAAUGUUUGGUGUUUGGGAACCUUUACUGGAACCCUUAGAAAUUGAUCAGACUGACGAUUUUAGACCAUGGAAUCUUGGAAUCAAGAUGAAAAAGAAAGCAAAAGAGUCCAUCGUUGAGUCAGAUAGUGAAGAAGAAAACUACAAAGUACCAGAAUAUAAAACUGUUAUAAGUUUUUAUUCUAAAGACCAGUUAAACAUUACAUUAUCCAAGUGUGGCCUUGUGAUGUUAAAUAAUUUAGUCGAGGCAUUUACUGAAGCUGCUACUGGAUCAUCAGCUGUCUUCCUAAGGGAUCUAGCACCAUUUAUGAUUUUAAAUUCUCUUGGACUUACUGUCUCUGUUUCACCAAGUGAUUCUUUUAGUGUACUCAAUGUUCCUAUGGCAAAAUCAUAUGAACUGAAAAAUGAAGAGAGUUUAAGUAUGGAUUAUGUACGAACUAAGGACAGUGAUCAUUUCAAUGCAAUGACCAGCCUAAGCAGCAAACUCUUCUUCAUUAUCCUUACGCCUGUAAACCACUCUGCUGCUGACAAGAUUCCGUUAACAAAAGUGGGACGGCGUCUGUACACAGUAAGACACAGAGAGUCUGGAGUUGAAAGAUCUAUUGUUUGUCAAAUUGACACAGUUGAAGGAAGUAAGAAGGUAACAAUCCGCUCACCAGUGCAGAUUAAGAAUCAUUUUUCAAUUCCAAUUUCCAUUUUUGAAGGGGAUACAUUAUUAGGAAUUGCUUCACCUGAAAAUGAAUUCAACAUACCAUUAGCAUCUUACCGAUCAUCGCUUUCUUUGAAGCCAGAUGAUAAGGACUACCAAAUGUGUGAAGGAAUUGACUUUGAAGAAAUCAUAAAAUAUGAUGGACAACUUCUAAGGAAGAAAUGCAAAUCUAUACAUGCUUCUAAGAGAUCAUUUGUUAUUAAUAUUGUCCCAGAAAAAGAUAAUUUGACUUCUCUGUCAGUGUAUUCAGAAGACGGCUGGGACUUACCAUAUGUAAUGCACUUGUGGCCACCUAUCCUCAUUCGGAAUCUUCUUCCCUACAAAAUUGCUUAUUACCUAGAGGGCAUUGAAAACACAGUUUUUACUUUAGGUGAAGGACAUUCAUCACAAAUUUAUAAUGCUGAAAUGGACAAAGCCAAGCUGCACUUAAAAUUGCUUGACUAUCUUAAUCAUGAUUGGAAAAGUGAAUUUCAUAUAAAACCUAAUCAACAAGACAUCAAUUUCAUCAACUUUACCUGUCUCACAGAAAUGGAAAAGACUGAUUUGGAUAUUGCUAUCCAUAUGACUUACAAUACUGGUCAGACAAUUGUGGCAUUUCAUAGUCCAUAUUGGAUGGUCAAUAAAACUGAUCGGAUGUUACAGUACAAAGCAGAUGGAAUCCACCGAAAGCAUCCACCUAAUUAUAAAAAGCCAGUUCUCUUUUCCUUUCAGCCAACCCACUUUUUUAACAACAAUAAGGUUCAGCUCAUGGUGACUGACAGUGAGCUCUCUGACCAGUUCUCCAUUGACACUGUUGGUAGUCAUGGAGCCAUUAAGUGCAGAGGCCUGAAGAUGGAGUACCAAGUUGGUGUCACUAUAAACCUCAGCAGUUUUAAUAUUACCAGAAUUGUGGUAUUUACUCCUUUUUAUAUGAUUAAAAAUAAAAGCAAAUACCAUAUAUCAGUGGCAGAAGAAGGAAGUGAUAAAUGGCUCUCUCUUGACUUAGAUCAGUGUAUCCCCUUCUGGCCUGAGGAUGCCUCCAAUAUUCUUCUCAUUCAAGUUGAAAGAAGUGAAGGUCCCCCCAAAAGGAUACAUUUUAACAAGCAAGAUAGUUGUAUUUUAUUGCGACUGAAUAAUGAGCUUGGAGGAAUUAUUGCAGAAGUUAAUUUGGCUGAGCACUCGACAGUUAUUACAUUUUCAGAUUACCAUGAUGGUGCAGCUACAUUCCUACUAAUAAAUCAUACCAAGAAUGACCUUGUUCAGUACAAGCAGAGUUCUCUCAGUGAAAUAGAAGAUUCCCUUCCUCCUGGUAAAGCAGUAUAUUAUACAUGGGCUGAUCCAGUGGGUUCUAGAAAGCUGAAGUGGAGUUGUGGGCAAAGCCAUGGUGAAGUAACACAUAAGGAUGAUAUGAUGACCCCUAUAAGUGUGGGGAAAAAAACCAUUUAUUUAGUGUCAUUCUUUGAAGGUUUGCAGCGUAUUAUUCUAUUCACUGAAGAUCCAAAAGUGUUUAAAGUAACGUAUGAAAGUGAAAAAGCAGAGUUAGCAGAGCAAGAAAUCGUAUUGGCAUUACAAGAUGUUGGAAUUUCACUUGUCAAUAAUUAUACAAAACAAGAAGUAGCCUAUAUAGGCAUUACAAGCUCUGAUGUGGUUUGGGAGACAAAACCAAAGAAAAAAGCAAGGUGGAGGCCAAUGAGUAUAAAACACACCGAGAAGCUGGAGAAGGAGUUUAAGGAAUACACGGAAUCUUCGCCUUUGGAAGACAAGGUUAUUGAGUUGGACAAUAACAUUCCGGUUCGCUUAACACCUAGUGGCAAUGACAUGAAAAUUCUACAACCACAUGUGAUAGCUGUACGGAGAAAUUACCUCCCAGCACUAAAAGUAGAAUAUAACACAUCUGCACACCAGUCAUCGUUCAGAAUUCAGAUUUAUAGAAUACAGAUCCAAAACCAGAUUCAUGGUGCUAUUUUUCCUUUCGUGUUUUAUCCUAUUAAACCUCCAAAGUCUGUCACCAUGGACUCAGAACCAAAGCCCUUUACAGAUGUGAGCAUUGUCAUGAGAUCUGCAGGACAUUCCCAAAUAUCACGCAUUAAGUAUUUCAAAGUGUUGAUUCAAGAAAUGGAUCUCAGAUUGGAUCUUGGGUUUGUGUAUGCCAUAGCAGACCUUGUCACAAAAGCUGAGGUGGCUGAGAACACAGAGGUUGAAUAUUUUCAUAAGGAUGUAGAAACAUUUGAACAAGAGUAUGAAACAGUUUCAUCAGUAGAUCAAUCUCAAAUCAAUCUCUUCGAGUAUUUCCAUAUAUCUCCUAUCAAGUUGCAUUUGAGUGUUUCACUGAGCUCUGGUAGAGAAGAAGCUAAAGAUUCAGGACAACGUGGAGGACUGAUUCCUGUUCAUUCUUUAAAUCUUUUGCUGAAGAGUAUUGGUGCCACCCUUACAGAUGUGCAAGAUGUAGUUUUUAAACUUGCCUUUAUUGAACUCAACUACCAGUUCCGUACAACAUCUGAACUGCAAUCUGAAGUAAUAAGACACUAUUCAAAACAGGCUAUUAAGCAAAUGUAUGUACUCAUUCUCGGACUUGAUGUUUUGGGAAAUCCCUUUGGCUUAAUUAGAGAAUUUUCAGAAGGCGUAGAAGCAUUUUUUUAUGAACCUUACCAGGGAGCCAUCCAGGGUCCUGAAGAGUUUGUGGAGGGAAUGGCACUAGGACUGAAAGCACUGGUUGGCGGAGCCGUUGGUGGGCUAGCUGGUGCUGCCUCCAAAAUCACCAGUGCGAUGGCUAAAGGAGUAGCAGCCAUGACGAUGGAUGAAGACUACCAGCAGAAAAGAAGGGAAGCAAUGAAUAAGCAGCCAGCUGGCCUUAGAGAAGGCAUCACUCGUGGAGGAAAAGGCCUGGUUUCUGGUUUUGUAAGUGGCAUUACGGGGAUUGUUACAAAACCAAUUAAAGGUGCUCAAAAGGAAGGCGCAGCGGGUUUCUUCAAAGGCGUCGGGAAAGGUUUAGUUGGAGCAGUGGCAAGGCCAACAGGUGGCAUCAUAGACAUGGCCAGCAGUACCUUUCAGGGGAUCAAAAGAGCUACAGAGACUUUUGAAGUAGAAAGUCUGCGACCUCCCCGGUUCUUUAAUGAAGAUGGAGUUAUCCGACCUUACAGGCUGAGGGAUGGUACAGGAAAUCAAAUGUUACAGGUCAUGGAAAAUGGAAGAUUUGCAAAAUACAAGUAUUUUACCCAUGUCAUGAUCAACAAAACAGAUAUGUUCAUGAUAACGAGAAGUGGUGUGUUGUUUGUAACAAAGGGAACAUUUGGACAACUUACAUGUGAAUGGCAGUAUAGUUUUGAUGAGUUUACCAAAGAGCCAUUCAUUGUUCAUGGGAGAAGAUUGCGUAUUGAAGCAAAGGAACGAGUGAAAUCUGUAUUUCAUGCCAAAGAAUUUGGGAAAAUAAUUAACUUCAAGACUCCAGAGGAUGCUAGGUGGAUCCUUACAAAGCUGGAAGAAGCAAGAGAACCAUCUCCGAGCCUGUGAAGAGGGAAUGCAGCCUGGAGGGACAGCAAUUGUUAUUACAGUUCCUUGCUGUACCUUCUCACCCCUGUGGAGAAUAGGAGUCAUUCCAGGGAUCCUAUGCUUUUAAAUGCGUUUAAAAAAAAAAAAAACAAAAAACAGAAUCAAUUGGGUUAAACAGCUAUGUGAUUAAAAUACUAGAAGGUCCAUUCAGUUUCCUAAUCUGAAUCAUGCAUCUGGUUAUGAUUCUUUUUUAUAAAAAGAAGUGUUUACUUCAGGGUAUUCUCAGUAGUAGUAGACAGAUUGCUCAGUCUUCAUGUCAAGCAAAAUGUGGUUUCCCAGUUAAUACUGUAAACUUCUCUCAGGCUUCCUUUGUCUCCCUAAGUGACGGGAAAUGAUCAGAUUAAGCACUGCCUCAGUAGUGACAUGAAAACUUUGGUAAUUUCUUCAGAAUCAUGAAGUUCUUUUUACAAAUAAAUAUUUUGGUAUUUUCCUUAUUUUAAAAAAUGGUUUGGAUUAUACUAAGAUGCAUAGUAUAACUGUGAAAAACAAUCUUUUUUGAGAUUGGACAUAAUGCCCCUUGAAUCACAGACAGAGAGGCUUUAAAAACUGAGUAUCAUACCCCAAAAAAAUGGUACAAUCUUUCUAGAUCUUUAGAGCCUUGGAAAUAUUUCCUCAGGGAAACCCCAUGGAUUUACCCAGUUUGUGUUGUUAAUAGAUGGUUGUUUUUAAAGUAAAAAUUUACAGCCUUAAUAUUGCUUACCUUCUGUUUACUGGUAACAAGAAUUUAAAAAUGCAAAAAAAAUAAAAGCUCUUGCUGGCAUCUUAGCGCUAAUGAAUUAUGCUCUGGAAUAAAGAGCUCUUAUCAUGAGUUAAAGGACAAACCCUAAAAUCUAACCAGUAACCCAUCCUAUUGUCUUGGAUUAAGAAUUUCAGGUUUGCCUACUCUCUAGUUAUUCAGAUGAGAAACACUUAGUUAAAAAUACAGGCUCGUCGCUACAAAAGUUCCACACUCCAUCUCAGUAAAAAACAAGGUUACAGGUUUUUCCCCCUUUGGUUUUAAUCCAAGAUCUUUGCUCUUUACUGUGACUGGACUGUUUAAAGUGAAACAGAAUGAUUGUCCAAUUGUGACCUAUAAACAGAAUGUCUUAAUUGGUUAUUGAAUACACACGGUGUUCAAUCUAUAUUGUAAUGUUACCAACUUGUUAUAAACUGGUGUUGAAAUUGAAGAGUUUUGCUUGGUCACUGGGUAUUUAAUCUACAGGUUUGUGAAGUCUCUUGCUUUACUGUACAACCUGGAAUGAAUAGCAUGCAAGUCUGUACCUGCAGUUGUUGCUGCCCAGAUCCUGCUAUUGUUACCAUAUGAUUUCACAGAACACAUUGUUAUUGGUGGUGUCCCCCAGAAUGCUUUCUCUGCUAAACAUAAGUUGAAUCAAAAGAUGACACAUCUCCAAUUGUUGUAGUUAUGCCUCCCUAAGAUGACCUUUCUUCAAGGUAGGGUGUAAGUUUUCUCUGUUGCUGAGCCCCUCCAGGUUUGCAGAUUAAACCUGCAAGGAGAGGUCGGUAUCAUCUCUGUAUCUGGAAUGUUGCUUUCUGGCACUGCAGUCACUGCCAAUAAUUAAAUACCUCAUUAGUUACUUCUUUCAUGAGUUCAGAAAAAUUAGAUCCAUAACUCUUCAGGUAUGCCAUGGCAAAGUGCAAAAGUAAUAGUUAGCAUAGCGGCUCUGUGUCUUCUGGCAGCCAGCAGGAUGGGUUUUAUAACUGGUGCACAUACAUAGCUAAUGUGCCUGUUCUCCUUGUUCCUGUAUCAAUAAAAACUGAGAAAUAGCUCCUGUUCCUUAUGAAUCAUGUGCCUAUCACCUCCUCCCAUCUCUCUCUGACUACCUCCUCCCAUCACUUUCUGACUGUGCACUAGAAAGACACAGGUUGUUCUAGGAUAGUCUGUGUCUAAACAACUAUGAAAACUAGGAACACUAACCGCCAUUGACAUAGACAAGACAUUCACAUGAUAUUUUAUGAUUUACAGUUAUGUGUUUGAGUCAAUAGUCGUUUUCAGAAUCCAGAUCUUUUGAGAAAAAUCAUCCAGGAAUCAUAGUAUUCAGAUUUCUCCAAUAGCUUCACUUUCACUGUGUGUGAGGGGGCGGGGGUGGUCUUCCCUGGCAUCUGGAGUCCUGGGGUUUUCCAUUAUUUCUAUCAUAAUCAUCUCCUUCCAGUGAGUAUCACUAUGCCAGUAUCUAAUCUGUUAAAAGCAUCCACAGGUUGGUGCCCCAUUCCUACCAGGUUUUUAAAAAAAUUUAAAAAAAAAUGCUCAACCCUGAAUUUCCUGUACUUUGGAUCACUAUGUUGGUUCAUUCUUUAGUUCUGCUAAUUGCUCCCUUGCAUAGACCUCUGCAUUAGAAAGAUGAAGACAACGCAUGUGCCAUAUAUACUUACAGGUGUCUGAAACUAUCAGGUCUGUCUGUCUGUUCUCCAGGUUUUUUCUUUUUGUUUACCUCUGAUGCAACUGAAAUCCUCAACGGCAGUGUUUUUCAAAUUAUAGGUCUUAACCAAUGGGUCAUUAAGUCACCUUAAUAACUAAAGACAAUCAUAUUUUAAAAAUUGAAUAGUAAAGAAAUACAGGAACAAGAGAACACAUAAAAACAAAUACUCUUUUCUGUUUAUAAUUUAAAAAUCACAUUUUAGUGUUAGAUUUUUUUUUAAAGUGAAUAAAAAGCCUGAAAGCCUAGGUCUGUCUGGAACUGCUGGAACUGUGGCCAUGCCCACGGCUCCCUCCCUGGAAACAGGCUGGUUUCAGUUGUUUCUUAGCUCAUAAAGAGCAGGCUCAGAGCACAGUGGUCACCUUUAGGAUGAGAAGUCAGGAGAAAGCUUGUUCUACUGUAUGAAAUAUUUUACUUCCCUUUCCUCGUAGAAGAUCCGUGAAACCAGAAAAGCAUAGAAAAUUAACUUGACAGAUGACACCCAAAAAGACCAGAGGCUGGUAGAGGUCCUUCACUUCAGGGCGUCUAACCCCCAUCUGUCUUCAGUCUGGCUCAUCAUGCAGGUGGUAAAGAGCCUGACAAACCGGUAGCUAACCAUUAUUGUAGACCUGGAACACCCACCUGCUGAGGGUGCCAUACAAACAAAUAUCAGUGCAUUUUAACUAAAAUACUGCAUUUAUUCAUCUCCAUAAGACCUAAGUAGAAAAGGAAGGCUUGCAUUUCUUAUAUCAGAUUAUUCCAAAUUCAUCAGUCUGUUUCCCACUGGUGCUGCAUAGAAUCACAUAUCCUUCCUCAGUCUAGAAAAGAACCUUUGCCCUCUGCCUGAUCUUCUGGAUAUAUUUUUGAAGUUUUACUUCAUUGUUAAUGUUAAAGCAUCUGAGUUUACACUAGUUGGCUAGAUUGUGUUUUUUUAUGAUCUGUUGUAUAUAGUGUAGAGGGGUAAGCACUAUACCCAACAACAUGACUUCCUCCACUGACCUAGAAGAUGGUGCCUUGCUAAAUGAGAGGGGGCUGUGUCUUAUCAGAAGCCCUGCUAAUGUUUCUUCAAUUAAAACCUUUUCUAUUUGUUGCCUCUUUUGUAAAAUAAUCUCAUGUAAUUUAAAAGUACUUUUACUUUAGCAUUAAAGGUUCUUGAUUUUUCUUAAGCAUUACAUCAUUCUUUAAAAGAGGAAAAUUUGAUUAACCCAAAGCUGGACACAUAACAAAUGUAGCUUCAGAUUUUACAGGUCGAUAUGAGUAUAUUUUCAAACUUGAGUUUUUUUUAAUACAGAUAUCAAUUUGAGUUGUAGUUGUAACACCUGCUGUGAUCUCUAUCAAAUUGCCUCGAUUUAAAACCUGUCAUUAAAUACGUUUCUGCCGUAGCAGUGCUUCCUUCUAGUAAACUGUGUAGCAAGGACCCUCGUGAGGCUGUGAGAAUGAAAGUGUCUAAUGACUAGAAGUGUUACCACAGCAGAGCGGGGUGAAACCCUCAGUGUUUAUGAUGUCCUCCUGCCACCAUUGUUUAAUUGACUGCAUACAAGUUGCCAGUGUUUGGGCAGGAAAGCAUUUCAAAAAGCAACAUACUAUAGCUUAGAAAGAAUAUUCUCAGUAUCAAUACACACAAGCCCACCAAUAAUUAUAAAUUAUAUUUAGGACUAAAUUAUAUUUAGGACCAUUUUUUAAAUGGUCAUCUCUGUAUACAAGUGUAUUACAGUUAAUGAAAUUUUGGGGGAAGAUAGUAUUUAAAAAUACUAUCUUGCUAGUUUUUUAAUUGUACAGUUCCACUUCUAUGCAAUGUCCAGACUAGUGUCUAUUUUCAUAUUGACUUAAUAGCCUGUGCUUCUUUGAAAUGUUUGUUAUUAUUUGUUAAAAACAUGACCAUUGGUUAUUAUAGGUUUUAAAGUAUUCCUCAUUGCAUCAGUAUUUCCUGUUCUAUUCCUAGUAUCUCUUGUAUGUAAACAUGACCUAAUUAUCUAUUACACUGUGGUUGCCGAAGUUUUGUGUAUUUUGAUAUAGUCUUGACACAGGCAUUUCAAAUGAGGUUCUUAUUUUUAAAACUAAUCUUAGUCUUUUUCUUUCUAAAAUACUAACACUUGAAACAUUGCAUGCUAAAAUGACUACCCAGUGUAACCAUAUGUGAGUCCAAUAAAGCUUUCUGGUCUUC